Molecule: messenger RNA, 957 nt
Organism: Indicator indicator
Lineage: Eukaryota; Metazoa; Chordata; Aves; Piciformes; Indicatoridae
Gene: RPH3AL
Product: rabphilin 3A like (without C2 domains)
Exons: 8
Coding region: 19-957 (312 amino acids)
Biological process (GO): intracellular protein transport
Molecular function (GO): small GTPase binding
Source: RefSeq, a predicted model, not a curated record
CCUCGCCAGUCUUCUGCCAUGGCUGACACGAUUUUUGGCAGCGGAACGGGCCAGUGGGUGUGCCCCAAUGACCGGCAGCUGGCUCUGCGUGCCAAGCUCCAGACGGGCUGGUCGGUGCACACGUUUCAGACUGAGAAGCAGAGGAAGAUGCAGACUCUGAGCCCACAGGAGCUUGAGGUCAUUCUGGAAGUCAUCCGCAAGGCAGAGAAACUGGACAUGAUGGAGCAGCAGCGCAUCGGGCGCCUGGUGGAGCGGCUGGAGAACAUGAGAAAGAACGCCAUGGGGGAUGGCCUCUCGCAGUGCCUGCUCUGCGGUGAGCUGCUCGGGCUGCUGGGCAGCAGCUCGGUCUUCUGCCAGGAUUGCAAAAAGAAAGUUUGCACUAAGUGCGGAAUAGAAACCUUUGGAGCCCAGAAACGUCCUCUUUGGCUGUGCAAGAUCUGCAGUGAACAGAGAGAGGUUUGGAAGAGGUCUGGUGCAUGGUUCUACAAAGGGCUGCCAAAGUACAUCACACCUUUGAAGAGCAGCAGCAAAUCCAGUGAGCUGCCCACGCAGCCUUGGCAAAGUGAGCCAGCGGUGCCGGAGCCAGAGAGCGUUGGUGCCAGCAGAUCCUUCACCUGGGCCAGGGGAAAAGUGGUUUCUAGCGACAGUGAGAGCGACUCGGAGUUCAGUUCCUCCAGCCUGGAUGACAAAUCCUUACCUGGGGGGUCAAAAGGCUCACGAGGCACAAAGCACCGAGCAGGGCUGGCACUCAUCGGGGAGCCCAGCCAGGCCAUGGGCAGAGCCCUGGGGAGCACCCAUUCCCCUACCCUCUCGGGGAGCCGCAGCAGCCUGGGCAGCGAGCAGGGGGCUGCCCUCAGUGCCACAGAGAGCUGCCAGAGUGACCAGCUGGCUGAUGGGCGUGACAGCGAUGGCAGCAGAGUCCUUGAGAAGCAGCUCCGCAUUGUUCGCCGAGCGUGA